Molecule: messenger RNA, 426 nt
Organism: Rhizophagus irregularis DAOM 181602=DAOM 197198
Lineage: Eukaryota; Fungi; Glomeromycota; Glomeromycetes; Glomerales; Glomeraceae
Source: RefSeq, a predicted model, not a curated record
AUGUCUAACACACAAGAAAUUCAUAAUUACCCCUUUGACCCAAUUAUUAAUUUAAAAAAAUCAGGACAUAGUUUUUCAUAUAAAAUUAUAAAAGAAGGAACGUAUCCUAAUAAAUCUUUAUUAGCGUACACUCUUCCUCCUAAUAAAUAUCAAAUCCCUGAUGAUUAUAUGGUAGAAACAACUUGGAGUAGAAGUAAUAAUCGAUGUGUUGUUCAGUGUUUUAUUAAUUAUAUUGAUAAUAAACCAGUUUUUCAAAUCUGGUUUGGAAAGUGGUUUGAACAUGUAGUUUCUUCAGUUAGAAGUGCUACAGAUGUUACAAAUUUAUUUCAUAAAGAAUAUACAUCUUUAAAAAAAACAAAAACAUCAGGAAUUUAUUUGUUUGAUCUUCAUCUCAAAACAUUAGAAAUGGCAAGAAAAGGCAAAUGA